Messenger RNA from Bemisia tabaci, 2709 nucleotides. RefSeq names its product Probable cytochrome P450 304a1 (gene Cyp304a1). Gene Ontology annotation, cellular component: cytoplasm; intracellular membrane-bounded organelle. Gene Ontology annotation, biological process: xenobiotic metabolic process. NCBI's taxonomy places the organism in Eukaryota, Metazoa, Arthropoda, Insecta, Hemiptera, Aleyrodidae. The record is from RefSeq and is a predicted model, not a curated record. Gene Ontology annotation, molecular function: steroid hydroxylase activity; oxidoreductase activity, acting on paired donors, with incorporation or reduction of molecular oxygen, reduced flavin or flavoprotein as one donor, and incorporation of one atom of oxygen; heme binding.
AGCAGGGAAACAAGAGCAUCUUCAGAUAAUAAACUCACACUAUUCCUCCAAGUCGAUGCAUUGUUAUUUUAAAAUUUCGAGCAUUAUGUCUCUCGGGUUGAUUUUAAUUUUUAUUGUGAUUAUUUGUUAUUUUGUGCAUCAGUUUAUGAUUUCACGUCCAAAAGAUUAUCCUUCAGGUCUUGUGCGAUGGCCAAUUUUUGGGUCUAUGCUACAAAUAUAUUGGCGUAACUUUAAACAUCCCUUCAUGGCUGUUCAUCAGUUAGUGAAGGAACUUGACCUUCCUAUGAUGAGCACCUACCUCGGCAACCAUCCGGUUGUUUUCAUUAAUGAUCCUGACAGCAUUCGGGAACUAUUCUCGAAACCAGAGUUUCAAGGAAGAUCUCCAGGAUUAGUCGCCAAACUUCGCUCCCGGAACAAGGAUAAAGUGCUAGGUGUAAUAUUCACGGAUGGGGAUGAAUGGUCUGAGCAAAAACGCUACGCUUUACGAAAUUUUCGGGACUUGGGUUAUGGACGGCGCAGUGAAUCUUUCGAAACUGUUCUUGAAGAAGAGACCAGAAAUCUUAUCACAUUAAUAACGGAUGAAAAUUCAGUGCUCAUGAAAGAUGGGGUUGCUGAAGUACCACAGAUUUUUUAUCUUUUCCAUUUGAAUAUGAUUUUGAAUGUCUUUGAUGGUGAAAGACUUUCCAUCAGUCAACUUCCUGACGCUGUGAAAUUGGUUGAUAUUGCCUUCCUUUUUCUUAGUAGCACAGAACCGACCGGAGGAGCCUUUGACUUUUUACCUUGGCUCCAGUACGUUCUCCCUUGGAAAUACGGACUGAAAGACAUCGUUGAUACUUCAACCAUUUUAAAUAAGUACCUUGGCGAUAUGGUGAACAAAUGCAAGGAAAAUCAUUCCAGUGAGCAUUUGCGAGGCUACAUUGACAUUUUUGUUGAAAAAAUGCUAAAUGGAAAACACAACCAUCCUUCAUACAAUGAGGACAAUCUGGUGAACAUUCUUGUUGAUUUUUGGUUCCCUGCUGUGACAACAGUAUCAGCAGCUCAUGGAUUUUUGUUUGAGUACCUACUUUAUCAUCCUGAAGUCCAGAUCAAUAUGCAAAAAGAAAUAGACCUGAUUGUCGGACGUAGCAGGCUACCAACUUUACAUGACAGGAAAAAUAUGCCGUACACUGAAGCAACCAUUAGAGAAGCCUUACGGUUGAAGCCAAUUGUCGUUAUGGCCCUCACUCAUAGAUGCACCAAAGCGGCUAAAUUAGGAGAUUAUUGGAUUCCAGAGAACACGCUUUUAUCCCCCAACUUGUACAACUAUCAUCGAGAUGAAAAACUCUGGAAAAACCCGCACGUUUUCGACCCUAUGCGUUUUUUGGAUGAGAAUGGAGAAAUAAUCAAGAAAGAUCCCUCUUUGCCUUUUGGUGUGGGUAAGCGAGUAUGUCCAGGCGAAACUUUUGCUCGGCACAAUCUCUUUGUUUCAACAGCUGCGUUUUUCCAACACUUCUCAAUAGAAUGUCCAUUUGGAAGUCCUUUGCCCGAUCUCAAUGACCUUAGAAAUGGAAUCAAUCUUUCUCCCAACCCUUUUAAAGUGAAAAUUGUUCCUCGGGGCACUUAAGCUGCGAAAAGUACUCUCUCAUGUAUCUCAGUCAAGUAAUGUGUUGCGUUUAUUUUUUAUGCACCUGAUCAAAAGACUCAAUUCUCUUAUUUGCCCUCCCAAAUUUUAAACUGCAUAUUGGAGGCUGAGAAUUUUUGGAAUAAAAUUCAACUUUAGCCCUUCAUUGGACUUAUAAAUGAACUGAGGUUUCACAAUUUUUUCAUGAAGAUACUACAAUGCUCCUGUUGAAAACAUAUUGAUUGAGGGUCUUAGAGGACAAGGUGCAUAAUUUCAGAUAUUAUUGAUUUCACAUAAUACUAGUCUUGCGACAUAUUUUUAUUUUUUCUAUUUAUUUAUGUUAUCUUCCAACACAUGUAAUUGUAUACAUUGCUUCGAACAGGAAUUGACAAAGAAAGGAAAACAAUCGGGUAGUUUGACAGGUUCUUAACUUAGUAAAAACCUAUUCUGUGAAAAACUCGCCACCAAAAUCCAAUUUCCAAGAAUCAAAAAGUUAGUUUGAACUUUCUCUCCGUCAUAAGACUCCAUGUUAUUUUCCAGCGUAAGUACUUAUGUCUUAAAAUAACAAAAGCUGCACUUAUGCAACAAGUCCUCCAAGCUCCUCAACUCUGCUUCUUCAACCCAACUUGACAAAAUUGCUCUGCAGAAAAAUUUAACUAGGUGUAUUAAAGUAUUUUUUCCUAUUAACAGUUACCUUUAAAUUUUCCUUUUAAAUUUCAUAGUGAAACUUUCACACCAUGUAGGUACCUAUGAAAGCCCUAUUUUCAGUAAGAGCAACAAGAACUGUUUUUGUUCCUUAUCUUUGACGGUAGGGAAAUGAUUAAUCUUGAAGAUGUCAAUGAUAAGAUAUGUUCUUUAACACUCCAAGAUCACUUUUGACAACAAUUUCAACUGUAACUGCCAUGCAAUCUAAGAAAGUAGGUAAUAGCUGUGUUUGAACAUCAUCCAAAGAAGAGACUAAUGAUGAAUUUUUGUUUUUAAUUAAAAGUGAUGGCAGAAAGUCCCAUUAGAAAACAUAGGAGUGACUCAGGGAUAGCCCAAUCUGCUCUUCUGGCUUGUUACUCCCAUUCUAAUGUUUUCAUUCAAUAAAGCUAAAGAUUCAAAGAUCA